CUCCAACUGCAAUACCCAGUCUCAGGAUAUGCGGGUUAUGGUUGCAGACGACGAUGACAUGGAAGUGUCACAGGCUCGUAAACUGCAUGAGAAACAUGACAGGGUAAAGGGGAAAGGCACAUUUGAAGGACGCCCCUGGAGCCUGUAUGAGGGCUACGAAAUCAUCCUUCUGCACCAAGUUGAGGCUCUUAUACGCCUAGGAGCACACCCGAGGCUUAAGGAUCUAGUUUUUAAGCUGUGGGUGAACUAUCUGCACAAACUGGAUGUGGCAUUCACUGAUGAACCCUCUCCAUGUGAAGUGUUGCAGAAAAUGGAUCGGCAAAGAGAGAAGUUCCGAGGAACAACUCGCAAACCACGUGUAAAGAACGUCCUGUCUCGUAAAAGUCUGAAACAAACUGUCGGAGUGAGCCAGAAAAAAGUGGAAAAGCAGUUGGACCGUGAAGCACUGCAAGAAACACUUAUUGAUGAGGAAUUUGAUGAUGGAGAAAACCCAGUAGAGCUGAAAGGGAAUGUUGAGAGUGACCUAGACUGGAGCAGUGGUGAUGAAGAUGUAGAAGAAAAUGAGUGGGGGAGAUACAGGAGGAAAUUACACAAUCGUGAUGUCCACAAGGUGAAAAUGGCAAGUACAGCAUGCUUGUGCUACCUGGGCCUGAUGUUCACAAACCCCGCCACUACGAUAGCUGACAUAGUCAGAUGGAUACGGACAGACAAACUCCCCUAUCGCAAUGCCGCCCUUUUGCUUCCAGAAGAGAUGAAGUUCUGUCUCAAUGAUUGGAAGUGCUUUGGAAUGGGCACCAUACCUAGCAGUGAGAAUCUGCGUCUUGACACGGGUCGUCUGGCAGUGUUUCUAAACCUCGCCAAUAUUCCCAACUAUCCUCUUUUACUGCUUCUACACAAGUACAUUUUGCAGCUUGACCUUCCAGCUGAGAUCCAUGGAUAUGCUGCGAACAUCCUGCAUGCCACGUUUCCUACAACGGCUUAUGAACUCAAUGAAAAAAGGAAGAAACUGCCAUUUUGGGAAGGAAUGGCCAUGGCUUCCAUCAUUCUGACAUUGAAGCUCUUUCUUGGGGUCAACGACAGUACAGAAAGAUUGAUGUCAAGCAGUUCAUGCCAAUUACAGGGGUAUACAGAUCAAAAGCUGUUUGUAUGGGACGACUGGGUAAAACAUAUCAAAGAGAAACAACUCCUCCUUGAUAUCAGAUCAAACCUCGGACACGGAAGGGUAGAAGACGACACCGUCGAUGCCUUGAUCCAUCGAGUGGAGGCCAUUCAGUAUUCUGACACUCACGGUCGGUUAUACAAGCGGGAUGUUCGCGAAUCACUGAAACAACCAUUCACAGAGCUUGCUGAGCGCUGGGCCCAGACUGAUUCUGGUUCCCAUAGAAACCAACCAAGCAACAAGGUCAACACUGACCACAGUGAUACCAAAAACGAUCCAAGUUUGGUGUUUUCUUCGAGUUGGGUUAGCAAAGUGUCAAGAGAAAAAAGAAUGGAGAAAUUGGGGGAAAAGAUUGAAGAAGAUGCAACACAUUUGAAGCACAGUACCAUAGAACACUUGGUUAAUCCAGAGUGUUUUACAAGUUCAUUGAAUAACCCAGAUACUAGUGUAGAUCCUUUUAUAAACGAUUUUGAUGAAAGUUUUGAAUCUCCUGAGAAACGGCCCAAAACAUAUGGUAACUCACACGGUGUCACUAGAGGUAACUUUCGUUCAGAUGGAGGUAAUGCAUUUACCAUGAUGACAGAGAAAACCAAGUGUGAAGCAAUUUUGGCAAGACUUACAGAUCUCAAAGACAAACUUGCUUCUUCUGCAAACACAUGCGUUACCCAAUCUGUGUCUUACAACUGGUUGCUUGGUGUCUGCAGUGAGUUGAUUGAAAGUGAGGCUGAUCUGGUUCACAUGGAGCUUGGAAAGCUUGAAGUCAAGCUUCUGGGUGGCCAGGCAGGAUCUUCCACUAGGAAGACCCUUUAUCACUUAGCAAAGGCUGAGAAAGUGCAUUUCAACAAUAAGCCUGCGUUCUUGUAGAAUCCGGCAGUUACAUGUUGUAGGUUUGAAUUAAUAACUGUUUUAUUGAAGAGUUUCAAUGUCAUAAUAUAUUUUUAUGAAUGUCAGAAUGUUACCAGAUCGACAGUAUGUAUAAACAUUAUGCCUUUUGUUUUUGAAGCCUCAUAGUAUUGAUUAUAAGAUGUUGUUUUUGCUCAUUGACUUAAUAAUUUAAGGCGUUGUAGUAUAAGGGAAACAACUUUGAAGAUUUGAUACAGACAGAGUGGCUUUCUGCCUAUGUACUACCAUCAAAGGUAGACUAUUGAGGUUCAAUAACAUUAAAGAUUAAUGUCUAUUAAAAUUGUCUCUCUUUUUCUAGUGCACAUGGUGAGAUUUGGAACUACUUUUUUUCUGCACAGUUUGCUUAAAGCUUCACGUUCACAGAUUGAAUGUUUUGACAACCUUUUUUUUAUUUUUUGUCUUGGAAUUAGCAAAUUUUUGCGUAAAUAUCUGCAAACCAGUGAUUAAAGACUGCUGACAAAAGAUCAGAUCGCAGCUUUUCAUAUUUCCAUCCAAAAAUUGAUGUUUUAUGCAUUUUUCUUAAACCGUUAGUAACGGUUUAAGCCAUAAAACAUUAAAUUUGAAAUGGAAAUAUGAAAAGCUGCGAUCUGAUCUUUUGCCAGCAGUCUUUCAUCACUGGUUUGCAGAUAUUUACGCAAAAAUUUUCUAAUUCCAAGACAAAAAAUAAAAAGAUUGAAAAAUGAUAAAUCUGUGAGAGUACAGCUUUAAUAUGGCCCAAAUCAGAGGCUCUCCUUUUAAAACUUCACCAGUUAAACAGGGACUAGUAUAAUUGCAGUACAUGUAU
This is a messenger RNA of Mya arenaria, 2846 nucleotides long. RefSeq names its product TATA box-binding protein-associated factor RNA polymerase I subunit B-like. NCBI's taxonomy places the organism in Eukaryota, Metazoa, Mollusca, Bivalvia, Myida, Myidae. The coding region runs from base 29 to 2023 and encodes 664 amino acids. The record is from RefSeq and is a predicted model, not a curated record. Gene Ontology annotation, biological process: RNA polymerase I preinitiation complex assembly; nucleolar large rRNA transcription by RNA polymerase I. The transcript is spliced from 14 exons. Gene Ontology annotation, cellular component: RNA polymerase transcription factor SL1 complex; RNA polymerase I core factor complex. Gene Ontology annotation, molecular function: RNA polymerase I core promoter sequence-specific DNA binding.